AGGAUGCGUAUAAAACGUGAGAAUAUGAUAAAUAUAUGGAUAUGAUAAAUAUGUUUUAAUUAAUAUAUAUUUUAUCAGAGAUAAUUACAUGUAUUUGGCAUGUGGAUAAAUGUAAAAACCUUUAAGAAGUGGAAAAAAAAUUUCUAUGCACAUUCAAAAUUAGUGAGAGUUCUUAUUAUCUCUUGUGAAUUUCAAGAUAUUUUCAAGAUUAUGCUGCAUAUUACUCUCCAACGAUAUUUUUUAUUUAAAAAAAAAAUUGAAAUGAUUCUUAUUUCCUAGUGAUAUUUUUCCCCCAAAUUUUAGGAAUUUUUAGACAAAGACGACGAUUUAUCUUGAAUUCGUUAUUUAGAAAGUGUCCCCUUUAAAAAUAAGAGGGGUUCCGAAUAGCGCGAAACGAAACUACCAAAGUAAAGAUGUUGCUGAAAUUAUUUGCGCCAGUAUUACAUUCCUUCAGGGUUGGAGUUCAGCGAAUGACACAUGUGUUUGCACGUUCAACAUCAAGUCUGCCUUCACAGGCAAUAAUGCACUCGGAGCACGGUGAUCCGAACUCGGUGCUUUAUCUAGAAAACAGUCAGAUGCCGAGAACAGUGCAAGACACUGAAGUCCUUGUGAAAAUGAUAAUGGCGCCGAUUAAUCCCUCAGACAUUAACAUGGUUGAAGGAACUUACCACAUGCUACCACGACUCCCCGCUGUUUGCGGUAAUGAGGGGGUUGGGGAGGUUGUGGAAGUAGGGGGCCGGGUGUCUAGCCUCCGCCCGGGGGACUGGGUUAUCCCAGCAGAUACUGGUUUUGGAACCUGGAGAAACUUUGCCGUGUCUGACCAAACUCUACUGAGAAAGGUGCCAAAUGAUGUUCCUGCGAUCAGUGCUGCCACGAUUAUGGUCAAUCCUUGCACAGCUUAUCGCAUGCUGAAGGACUUUGUGUGUUUGCAUGAAGGUGACUGUGUGAUUCAGAAUGGUGCCAACAGUGCUGUGGGUCAAGCGGUCAUUCAACUGGCAAAGGAGUGGGGAUAUCAAACUAUCAAUGUAGUUAGGAAUAGACCGGACUUAGAUCAACUGACAGAAUAUCUGAAAAGCUUAGGUGCAACUCAUGUAGUGACAGAGGAGUUUUCACGCUCCCACCAAAUGAAAGAUUUAGUCAGCUCCAUGAAAAGUCCCCCCAAAUUAGCUUUCAACACAGUAGGAGGUGACAGUGCCACUAAUAUUCUCAAACGAUUAGACAACAAAGGAGUUAUGGUAACAUACGGAGGGAUGUCAAAAAAGUCGAUUGCAGUCCCUACAGGAGCUCUCAUUUUUAAGAGGGCGAGACUCACUGGUUACUGGAAUGCCAAGUGGGUACAAGAAAACAAGGAAAACCCUGAACUUGUGCGGAUGUUUGAUGACUUGUUUGACUUAGUAAGAGAAUGUAAACUCUUACCACCAGCUUCAGAGACCUUCUCUUUGUCUGACUUUCAGCAUGCAGUCAAAACUUCUCUAGAGGGUUUUAAAGGAAGCAAGAAAAUAUUCCUAAUGGAUGAAUAUCCUUGAUACUGUGUAGAAAUUUACGUUAAUCAGUGUUCAAUAGUUGUUUUAAAUGUAUUUUAUAUAAUAUAUAUAUAGCAAGAUUUUCAUUAAACAUGUUAAAGAGAAAGACUUUUGAUUAAAAAAAAUACAGUAUA
Molecule: messenger RNA, 1657 nt
Organism: Ostrea edulis (European flat oyster)
Lineage: Eukaryota; Metazoa; Mollusca; Bivalvia; Ostreida; Ostreidae
Product: enoyl-[acyl-carrier-protein] reductase, mitochondrial-like
Exons: 1
Coding region: 414-1526 (370 amino acids)
Biological process (GO): fatty acid metabolic process
Cellular component (GO): mitochondrion
Molecular function (GO): trans-2-enoyl-CoA reductase (NADPH) activity
Source: RefSeq, a predicted model, not a curated record